CACUAUUCUUUCUCAUUUUUCGGUUGUCUCCGGCGCUGAAAGCGGCAAAUUCACGAAUUGAUUUUUACCGUUUACAAGCAAUUUUUGUGAGUGGCAUCGUGCACCAAAUACCCCUCUAGUUGAAAACGAAGUUUUGGCGCUGAAAUAUCACACUUCAAGUGAUUUGGUUGACGGAAAAGUGUUCUACGGACUACAUUUUCAAGGCCAUCAAAUUUGACCAAAACAUUUUUACCGCCACGAGCGCCAUUUUUAAGUUCGCCUUCUUUUCCGCAUGAUGCUCGCAAAUCUUGAUGCUGCAGACAUCUUCUAUACCACACGUUAAGUGAAAAUGGUCAAAACAAGGCGGGGUGACAGUACUUUGGAUGAUUCGGAGAUGCCUGGCUUGGAACACGACAGAGCCGAUUCCGACGAAGACGAUGAGCCAAUUUUCUCAAGGAAACGAAGAAGCAAAAGGCACAGGGAAUCUCCAAUUAGAGAAAUCAGCGAGCGUCGAAGAGAACAUUCAAUGAGACCCGUUCGAACAAGCACGCGUUUUGUGCUUUUAGACAAGUGCCACUCAAGCGAGGACUCUGAUGAUGAAAGAAGUCGUGCUGUGGAAGACAUGAACACUGAAGAUUCAUCUCCAAUCAUUCGCCACAAAGGUAAAAGGCAGCGACGCAAAUUGAUCUUAGAGGAACCUAGCUCAGGGGACGAGGUUGCGAUGCCAAGACGACCUCUCAGGAGGAUGAGAGGCCACAAAUACUCGCCAUCGAAGUCUUUUGCCCUUAGAAGCAUCUCAAAUGGAGACUCGGGGCUGCGACGAAGUGGACGAGAGAGAAAAUUGAGAUAUUCGUCUUUCAAUGAUUCCUGGAUACUUGAAGGACAAGAUAGUGGCAGUUACCAUAGGAGAUUGCGCAGAGACAGCUCUGUAGGUCGACGCAUCCUGAGAACUAGAAUGAAAGUUGAAGCUGAUGAUGAUGAGGAGGGAGAAGACAUGGAUGUUGAGGAGGAGCCAACACCUAGGAGGUCCAGCAGGAGAGUUCGCAUCAAAGAUGAUGAUGAUGACGAAGAUGCUGAAGCUGCUGGCAAAGAGCAGAAAGAAAAAGAGGAUGACAAGACAGAGGAAAACAAUGAAACCAAUGAAGAAGAAAAUAAAGAUGAUGAAGAAGAGGACGAUGAAAACAAAGCGGAGGAGGGGGCAAAUGAGGACAUGUACACCAGAGUCAAAAGGCAAAGGAGGGGCACACGCAACAACUGCUUCAACAAAGAGCUGAGGUCCUUGAGACAAUCAAAUCACAUCAUCACAAGUGGAGAUGAGUCUGGAAGUUCCGAUGACAAUCAGAGGCCAUCGUCGCCCAGGAAGGGCUACCAUUUGCGCCAAAGGCGUCCUCCACCUCAGAUUUUCCAAAUUCAAGAGCCCAGCAGGCGAUCCAAGCAUAAAAUGAAUCGGAGUCGCUAUGGAAAAGCCAGCUCAACGUCAUCUUCAUCUUCUUCGGACUCUGACUACAAAAUGAAGAAAGGGCGAAACAGGUGUCUUCCCAUGAACUUCAAAGAAAAGUCAAGAGGGGACAAGAAGAAGAAAACCCUCGCUGAUACUGAUCCCAUGGAAAUUGACCCCAACAUCAGGUUUGACAACGUUGGUGGCCUUGACGAACAUGUCAAAACACUGAAAGAAAUGGUCCUCUUGCCUAUGAUGUAUAGCGAGAUUUAUGACCAAUUUAAAGUCACCCCUCCUAAGGGUGUUCUCUUUCAUGGCCCCCCUGGCACUGGGAAGACACUUCUUGCAAGAGCAUUGGCAAACGAGUGCAGUCAGGGCACUUCCAAGGUCACAUUCUUCAUGAGAAAGGGCGCUGAUUGCCUAAACAAGUGGGUGGGAGAAUCGGAGAGACAAUUACGACAUCUCUUUGAACAGGCCUAUGAGAAAAGACCGUCAAUCAUCUUCUUUGAUGAGCUUGACGGUCUUGCACCUGUGCGUUCUCACAAGCAGGACCAGAUCCACGCUUCGAUUGUGUCCACGCUUCUCGCCCUCAUGGAUGGGCUGAAAGAUAGGAAAGAGAUUAUUGUGAUUGGAGCCACAAAUCGCAUUGAUGCCAUCGAUCAAGCUCUCCGACGACCUGGACGCUUUGACAAAGAACUCCUAUUUUCCCUGCCUGCUGUUAAGGAGCGUGAAGAGAUUUUGAAGAUUCACGUGUCCAAAUGGGAAAAACAGCCACCUCCACCAUUGAUUACUCGUCUCGCAGAAGAGUGUGAUGGCUAUUGCGGUGCUGACCUGAAGGCCCUCUGCUGUGAGGCUGUCUUGCAUAGUGUGAGGAGGCGCUAUCCUCAGAUUUACAAAUCGGAGCAAAAGCUCUUGAUUGAUCCGACGCAAGUGAUGGUGAAGGAGGAAGACUUCUUCAAGGCCAAAUCUGGCAUUAUUCCUGCAUCACAAAGAGUGUCUCGAUGCCCUGGAAGGAAGAUCUCUUCCUUACUGGGGGAUUUACUUGACUCUGAACUGCAUAGGGCUAUCAAAUUUUUGGCUCACCAGUUUCCUCAUGUCAACAUGACUUCAGCCUCUGAAUGCAAGCUGCUCGCAGCAAACGUGCCAAGACCGCGCCUCUUGCUCACCGGCAACAUGCACCAGCCGCAUAGCACCCACAUCGCUCCCGCUAUUCUUCAUCGAAUGGAACACGUGUCUGUUCACUCUUUGGAAAUGAGCAACUUGUUUGGAAGCCCUGGUUUGACUCCUGAGGAAGUCUGCAUCCAGAUGUUCAGGGAAGCCAGCCGCCAGAUUCCUUCUGUGAUCUACUUGCCAAACGUGGACAGAUGGUGGAAUCGCGUGUCUGACACACUCAAAGAUCUGCUGCUGGAAAACCUCAACAGCAUUGCACCAAAAACUGCUACUCUCUUCUUGGCGACCGCCAAUUGCGAGCUCAACAGUGAAGAUAUGCCAGAAGAAAUUGAAAGCUUGUUUAGCACGUUUAGAGAUGAGGUGCUAGAGGUGAAAAAUCCUGGCAGGGAAGAGCGCGUCAAGUUCUUUUCACCCCUCUUUAAGGAAAAGCCUUUUGAGUUGCCCUCUACGGAUGGCCAAGCAGAAAAUGAAUUGGAAGAAGUGCUUCCAUUGGCACCUCCUCCUGAGCCUAAAAAGCUGACUGAAAAGGAAGAGGAAGCGCUGCGAAGAACAGAAGAGCAUUCCUUGCGUGAGUUGCGAAUAUUCCUGCGCCAAACCUUGGACAAGCUGAUGAAACUUAAGAGUUUCUCGAUAUUCAUGAAUCCGGUGGAUGAGGAGGAGGCGCCUGAUUACUAUCAAAUAAUAGAAAACCCCAUGGACAUGAGCACAAUCCGCGAGAAGAUUGACCGGCACGCCUACAACUGCGCUGAGGAUUUCCUGAAAGACAUUGACCUGAUCAGCCAGAACUGUCUAGAGUACAAUUCAGACAGGCAGCUUAGAGCUGUGGCCAACAACUUCAGCGACUCCGCCAAAGCCAUCAUAAAAGCCGAAAUGGACACAGACUUUGAGGAAGAGUGUCAGACUAUAAAUGUUGCGAGGAAGAAGAGAAACUUUGAUCCGCAAAAGUACUUGCUCAACUAUAUCCAUGUUGCCCCUGAGGACAAGAAAAAGACAAACAAGGAAAAGACUGAAUGUGAGACCACAGAAAUUGCUCCUAUUGAGCCAAUUGUGAAUGGGACUGUCGAAAUUAAAACUGAUACUGAAAAUGCAGUUGCUCAGAACAGCCAGUCCACCUCAGAAGUUCGGCAGAAAAAACGGAGGAGCAAGUGGUCAAGUGGAGUGAUACACAGGCCCAGGAAAAAAAGAGCAACUGAGAACAAAGACCUUGAUGAAUCCUCUGUGAGCAUCGACAACUCAUUGCUUGAUUCGUCCUUGACAACGACACCGGUUUCUAAAACCCAGAAGAAAUCCAACUCACCAAUGAGUACUUCUUCCCCUUGCAAGGGUUCACCUGAAUGUCCUGUUAUGAAGGAGACCAUCAAAGUCGUAGACAGCAUUUUGACUGCGACUGAGAAUUCCGAGAGGAUUGCAGAGGACUCAAAGGAACUUAAGGUCAACAAGGUGAAGUUGGACAAGCUUCAUGAGCACACCCUUGAAGUGACUGAUGACCUGCCCUUCGCCCUUCUCCUCGAUUUGCACACCAAGCUCAACAGAGUUGUUGAGUCUUACAUGGACCGCUAUGAUAGGUCAAAUCUUUCCAAUGAUAUGGAGGCUCAAAUCAAGAUUUUUGUGUCGAUGAUAAAGCAAUGAAACUCUGAUACUUUAAUGUACGUCUCAGGAAUGGUUAAAGAUUGAAAACAAAAUGCCUUUGUAAUCGUUUGAUGGAACUGCUAUUUUUCAAUACAAUGAUUUUUGUCAAGAGAUGGUAGAUGAAAGUGAUUUCGCCGCUGAGCCGCCUCGGCGGAUCAUUAGCAACACCUCAAGUGUGAUGGAUUGUUUUCAUCUCGAGCCAUUUACCAACUUUUUUCAUUUGGCGUUGCAUAUAUUAUGUUCAUAAUAAAUUUUAAUUUAUGAUCAUUCUUUCAAAAAUAUCUUAUGUAACAUGUUCAUUUUUUGUACUAAAACGAUGCUUAUUCACCAUCGUCCAUGAAUGAUUUCCUCUCAAUCAAAUGUCAAAUCUUGAAGUUCUUUGAACAUAUAUUGUCACUGCUUGUACAUAAUAUACUCAUCAUGAAGUAUUGUAAUUCUCAUAAGUUCUCACAAUCAAACUAAAAUAGCAGAUUCUAAUAAUUGUAUGUUUUAUACGUUGGUUUCUAAUAAACUUUAAAAAAAAUCAA
Cloeon dipterum is the source of this 4743-nucleotide messenger RNA. RefSeq names its product ATPase family AAA domain-containing protein 2-like. The coding region runs from base 329 to 4216 and encodes 1295 amino acids. Gene Ontology annotation, molecular function: ATP binding; ATP hydrolysis activity; chromatin binding. Gene Ontology annotation, cellular component: nucleus. NCBI's taxonomy places the organism in Eukaryota, Metazoa, Arthropoda, Insecta, Ephemeroptera, Baetidae. The transcript has 20 exons. Gene Ontology annotation, biological process: positive regulation of transcription by RNA polymerase II. The record is from RefSeq and is a predicted model, not a curated record.